Messenger RNA from Teleopsis dalmanni, 1229 nucleotides. RefSeq names its product enoyl-CoA delta isomerase 2-like. The record is from RefSeq and is a predicted model, not a curated record. NCBI's taxonomy places the organism in Eukaryota, Metazoa, Arthropoda, Insecta, Diptera, Diopsidae. The coding region runs from base 112 to 897 and encodes 261 amino acids. The transcript has 2 exons.
UUGAAAAGAAAAGAGAAUAUGUUUAUCAUAAAUUCUCUGUUUUUAUAUUGAACUUUGAAUACAUAUAUUGCCAGUGUUUUAAGAUUAUGAUAAUAGUUCAAAUUUAGCAAAAUGUACGAAGGUUGUGCUGAAGUUCUUGUGGAAAAGCAGGACAAAAUUUUGAUUAUAAAAUUCAAUAACCCAAGAAAGAAAAAUAGUCUCAAUCAAAAUGCGUAUUCAGCAAUUGGACGAAUCUUUCGGCAAGCGGCAAAUGAUGAAACUUUGACGACGAUUGUUGUCACAGGUACUGGAGAUUAUUUUUCUUCAGGUAAUGAUCUGUCGCAAAGUCCAGAUAUAACCGAUGUAGAUGAGCAUGUUACCAAAACUACAAAAAAUCUUGCGGAUAUGUUGAGUGCUGUAAUAGAUUGUCCCAAGAUUAUAAUAGCACUAGUUAAUGGUCCAAGUAUUGGCAUAGGUGCUACGUUGACUGGGUUAUGUGAUAUUGCUUGGUGUACAGAAAAUGCUUAUUUUCUAACACCAUUUACGAAAUUGGGUAUUGUACCAGAAGCUGCUUCUUCUUAUUUAUUUCCACAUCUAUUGGGUCGAUCUAAAGCAUCAGAGAUGUUGCUGUGCUCAGAGAAAAUGUCGGCUAGUGAAGCAUACCAUUUUGGCUUUGUGUCAAAGAUUUUUAAAUCUGAAGAAUUGGAUAGUAUUGCAUGGCCUAAAAUUAGACAAUUUUCUGAACUUCCACCAGAAUCAGUUAGAGUAUCAAAACAACUUUUACGUAUAAAUGAAGUUGACUCCACAUAUAAAGCUAUUCGAAAUGAAUGCAAUGAAUUAAAAAAAAGGUUUACGUCUGAAGAGUUCAUGAAUGCAAUAAUACAAUUUGCCACAAGAAAAAGAAGUUCUAAAUUAUAAAGACAAUGGACGUUCGUCACGGAAACAGUUCUAGAUUGUCAAGGAUUAAGGGAUGUUAUAUUCAGUGUGGACUAUUUAAAAUUGAUCAAUAAAACAUUGUUAAGCUUAUUUUAAUUUGUUAAUAUUAGUUCUCCCAUACAGUGUAAUAAUUAGCACUAACGGUAGUGGGUUGUUCUAAUUGAAUUGGAUUUAGUGGUUGUAUUUUUAAUUCUCGAUUAAAAAAUAUAUUUUUUAACUUCUGCAUAUUAUACAUUUACAAAUAUACAUGUGUAUAUAAAUAUCUUGAGCAUAAAAUCUCAGUCAACAGAUUGCAAAAGAAAAAAAACAAAUAA